Suillus plorans is the source of this 384-nucleotide messenger RNA. RefSeq lists its product as uncharacterized. The transcript is spliced from 3 exons. Bases 1 to 384 code for a protein of 127 amino acids. NCBI's taxonomy places the organism in Eukaryota, Fungi, Basidiomycota, Agaricomycetes, Boletales, Suillaceae. The record is from RefSeq and is a predicted model, not a curated record.
AUGGAAAAGAUUGCCGAUGCGCAUGCCCGACGCGCCAUGAAUGAACCAACACCUCCUUAUAUAUCGAUCCACAUACGGCACGGCGACUUCAGCCAGCAAUGCGAGGAGUUUCCUGUGGAUCAGUGCUUCGCCCCAUUGUCUGUCAUUGCGCGCAGGUCGGUGUCUGAGGUGCAAGAAGAGCUUCGCACACGAAAAGGAAUUGAUGCUACACAUGUUAUCAUGACGAGCGAUGAAAGGAACCCAGAAUGGUGGCCAGAUGUUGGGGCGUUGGGGCGGACGUGUGCAGCGGAACGGACAGUAUGGAAAAUGUCGAAUGGAGCUGGCUUCGUUGGCACUCGUGGUUACACGAUGUCCACACUAGCUAACCGUAGAGUACAGUCGUAG